Scylla paramamosain (green mud crab) is the source of this 2046-nucleotide messenger RNA. Its product is annotated as probable glutamate receptor. Gene Ontology annotation, cellular component: membrane. Lineage: Eukaryota; Metazoa; Arthropoda; Malacostraca; Decapoda; Portunidae. The record is from RefSeq and is a predicted model, not a curated record. The coding region runs from base 123 to 1904 and encodes 593 amino acids. The transcript is spliced from 4 exons. Gene Ontology annotation, molecular function: ligand-gated monoatomic ion channel activity.
ACCAACUAUUGAUAUGGCUUGAGCGUUACACUACCAUAAAGGGGUUUAUUAAUAACCCAGCAGGAGGGAAUGGUGGAAGGACUGCGGUACAAGUGGAUUCAGUGUGGACAAGAGUAGCCAGGAUGUGGACAGUGCGGAGUAGAGUGGUACUGGGACUCCUGGCAGUACUUGGAAUAUCAGGAAGAACCGUUAACCUUUUGUCUCCCUCCCUCAGAGAGCCCCACAAGGUCAAUUCCGUUGGUAUUCUUAUCGAGGAACUCAUUUCUGGUCCCCUGAGAAACUGCAACAUCUUCCUUCUUAUGGACAAACAUUCCCGUGACUGGAUACCUGCACAGUGGAGCGACGCGGCGACUACCUUGAUUGCAACUCAAGAAGACAUGGCAUUGGGACGCUACCCGACACAUUACUUGCGAGGUUCGAACUACGUAGCAAUUCUUAUAUUUUCUAAGCCGCCUACCACCCUCCUACAAAAUCUAGCGUUGUCUGAUAUAUGGAAUCCAUCCUUUCUUUUACUGAUCAAUACGAACAGCUCGCAGUUCUCGUCGAGUGUUCUGAAUGAUGGCGUAGUGCAACGGUCCCGUCACGUGGUCUUGCUGCAGGCUUUCCUCAAAGGUGCCACCACCUCCUAUACCGUAUUCACCACCCUCCCUUUCCGUGCGGGGUCAUCUCGUACUCUCAUAGGCAUCUGGGAUGAAAUAAAGAAUAAAUUAACGACAGGCUUGUUCGUGGAUCGCCACCCCAGCAUGGAAGGUGCCGUGCUUCGUCUGGGCUCUUGGUGUGACGAUUAUCCAUUUAUUUACCUCCGUCACAACCAGUGUGUCGGGACCAAUUUGGACACUUUGGAUCUAUUAGCUGCCAAACUCAAUUUCAGCUACAAGGUGCAGAUGGAGACCCAGGAUCAGAAAUGGGGCUCGCUGGAGGAUGGCCGUUGGACAGGCAUGCUUGGGGAUUUGGUGUACAAUGAGAAGCACCUUGUCAUCAACCUCUUCCUUGUAAACUACGAGCGAUGGCAGAAUUUCGACAUCACAUAUCCUUAUUAUGCUGAAGGUUUUGGGUUUUUGGCUCCCCUGCCUUUCCCUGUCUCUCAGUUGCAGAGCCUUGUCUACCCCUUUGCCGGCACCAUGUGGCUGGCCCUCAUCGUCUGCACCCUCUUCACGUCUCUUCUGUCCACCGUCCUGUCCGCCUUUGUGUUGAAACAGAGUGAUUAUAGCAAACACUGCAUGAUGGUGUGCAGUGGUGUCCUGCGGCAGGCGGUGCUGCUGAAGGGCCGCCGGUGGCUGGCAGCCUGGUGGCUGUCCUGUAUCAUCGUCACCACUGCUUACACCAGCAAUCUCAUUGCCUUCCUCACUGCACCUAUGUACCCAACACGAAUAGAAACCGUGUCUGAACUAGUUCAGUCUCCCUUCAGGUUACUGAUGCAAGACUAUGGAAACUUCGUCCCAGGUGCUCUUAAGGUGUCCAGUGACCAAAGUCUCGCGGCUCUGGGCAAGAAGCUGGACCUGCUGCCUGUGGAGGUGGGCUAUGCGACCUGCGUCAGUGCCGUGCUCAACCACACCCACGUCCUGGGCGAGACUUACUCAUAUCUCCGCAACCUUCAGAUACAGCACAGCGCCAUUCGUCACUCCUAUCUUAUGAAGGAACAGAUCUAUUCGGGCCACAUGUCCUGGAUCUUGCCAAGAAACACCCCCUACACACACAAGAUCUCGCGACUCCUUACCAUAUUGCGGGAGACAGGCUUUCUUAACAAGCUUUAUGCUGAUCACUUUGCAACCAGUGAGCAUGUAAAUGAGGUAAGCAUACACGUUGCAUGCAGUUUGCCGAUACAUUCAUUUAUUUUCUUCAAUAGUGCUCAGCUGUGUUCACGCAUUACUUCUGAAUCCCAGCUACGCAUCUCCAAAAGUUAAUAGGAGAUACUUAGAUUUAUUUCUGUUUCCAAGGUAUCUCCUGAGCGGCCCAGCAGGCUGAGUGUGGAGCAGCUGCAGGGAGCUUUCCUGCUGCUCCUGCUGACACUGGCGGUUUCUAUUAUUUCAUUUCUUGCUGAAUUAA